AGGGCAUGGGAGUGGCCGGUUCUAAUAUCGAGCGGACGGCUUAGCGCAAGUUCCUACUUUAUUCGUAUCCAUUACUAUGACGUUGACAACCGGAGACGCAUUUCAAAAUGGGUAAAAGGAGGCGGUGGGAAAUAUUUAUAUGAGCACAAUGAUGCAGGCUGUCCCAAAUGAAAAAAGGGAUGGCAUAGCAGCUGCACAAUUAUGUAAAUCUUUAAAGUUCAACAAGUUGACAACAGCAGAAAAGGCAGACAGCCCUUUAAAGUACGGUUGUGAUGACUAUUGGACCUGGAACAGACAUGACAGAAGUCACGAAGUCCGACUUUAUGACAAUGGCUUAAACAUUGCACAUUUUCACCCUAACUGGUCAUCAGGAACAGCAGCCGUAAGAGGCACUCGUGUUCUCAACAACGGGAGGUAUUAUUGGGAAAUCAGAAUACCUCAACGGGUAUUUGGGACAAGUAUGAUGUUCGGUGUAGCGACAGAGUCAGCACGAGUUCAUGUGAAUGCUUUUGUCAACCUGAUUGGAGAAGAUGAAAACAGUUGGGGCCUGUCACAUAAAGGUCUUGUGUUUCACUCCGGCAAGUGGGCAUAUUUUACAAAGCCAUUUAAAGAAAAUGAACCAACAACUGUCGGAAUUCUUUUCGAUGGCAUUGCAGGAACGAUAACGUUUUAUAAAGAUGGCAAAUGUCUAGGUGUGGCUUUUAAAAAUCUCCAUAAGGUGACAAAAAAUUUGUACCCGAUCAUUUCCUCUACAGCAGCUAAAACUGAAAUGGUGUUGGUCACUAUGAAACGUGAUUUUGUUAAUCUACAGGAUAGAUGUCGAGCUGUAAUUAUUUCCCAGCUAGACAAUCCUUCUGACCUGGAAUCAGUUCUGCCUCGUAAAAUAUUUGAAUACCUUGCCGAAGCAAUGCACAGAACAACAGAGCCUUCGAGAAAGUACUAUGUUCUUGAUUAUUAGAUUCCUUAACAUAAGGAAAAACAAUGCUUAAUCAUUUUGGUAAUUUUUAAAUCUGAUAUCCAGGGUAUUCUUUGUUGUAAGUUUUUUUGUGUGUGCAAAUAAUUGUUUGUAAAUAAUGAUUGCUGUAAAUAAAACAGAAAUGUACAAAAAUAUUUUGCAUACUUAGAUAAUGUUAACAACUAUUAAAAAACCAAACAUUUACUUUUCAUAACAACAGCUUCCAAAUGUAUUGCAAUCAAUUUUGUAAAAUAUUUUGUCUUUUAAACUAUUUCCCGCCCCCUUCAUAUUACAUUACAAAUUUUAGGUUUAAAAAUGUGAUAUAUAAUUAUGGACUACCAUUUACAAAAUUGUUCUUAUUGAUACAUUAGAGUGACUCAAAAUAUGGCCGUAGAUGUGCAAUAAUUGUUUAAAAAUAAUAAAUUAGAAGUGUUCAAUAUUAGAAGAAUUAAAACAUUCAGAUUUGGCUGGAAGUGAUAUCGUACAGAUCUAUUUUGCACAAUGUUCCUUCAAUGUAAAUAUUUAAUGGAAUAUUCUAAUUAUGACAAAAAAAAAAAAAAAA
Cimex lectularius (bed bug) is the source of this 1517-nucleotide messenger RNA. RefSeq names its product SPRY domain-containing SOCS box protein 3 (gene SP555). Gene Ontology annotation, biological process: proteasome-mediated ubiquitin-dependent protein catabolic process. The record is from RefSeq and is a predicted model, not a curated record. Gene Ontology annotation, molecular function: protein binding. Lineage: Eukaryota; Metazoa; Arthropoda; Insecta; Hemiptera; Cimicidae. The coding region runs from base 140 to 958 and encodes 272 amino acids. The transcript has 5 exons. Gene Ontology annotation, cellular component: SCF ubiquitin ligase complex.